AUAAUCGAACAUAAAAGUGUAAAAUUUUGACAUUGAAAGUUAUAUAACUCUAAAAUCGUAGGUAUCGGGAACAGGAACAUCGAACAACACUUUUAUAAGUGACUAGUGACAGUGAGUGUCGGCGACGAUUUAGUAGAGAAUACACAAGUAUGUCUCAUCAUGUGCUAUCGGUUUGCAUCUUUUGCUUCAUCUGCGCGACACACACCCCUUGCGCUUCACACGCAGCAGUUAAACAUUCGCUACAUUAUAAAGACUACAGUGACCCAUUGAACUCGUCAUUUAUAGAAAAAUUUUCGGAACCAAAUCGAGAAAACGUGAAUACUCUCGACAAACACGGCAACAGUAUUAGAGAUGCGAAUCACAGAAAAAUUAAGCGGAAUAGUGACACUAGCGAUAGCGUAAAUGUAAAUAGUAGUGAUAGUGAUCAGGAUCACCUGAAGAAAAUAUUUUUAAAGUACGGCGAUGGAGAUUUCAUGACGCAGGAUGGGUUUAAGAAGUUCCUAUUGGAUUUAAAUUUGUCUAGAAUAUUUGUAAAAGAAGAUGAACAACAUGGGGAUUUGCACAAACAUACGGAGAAAGUAAACGAGACGUGUACAGAAAUACAAGAAAUUCCAAAAUCCAUCGGCCUAGAUCGUAAAAAUGAGAAAAUCAAUGAGACUUUGUUGUACAAGAUGUGCCCCUUUUUACUCUAUAGCUUAGUAAACAAAGACUGUACUUAUGAUUCGCACGAUCAUCGUCACACAGAGGAAGAGACUUCUUUAGUAAACAAUGGCUUCGUCUGGCUGUGUUCUAUCCUAGCUGUUAUACUUAUAAGCGCAUGCGGGGUGCUUUCUUUAGCCAUUAUACCGGUUAUGCAAAAACGAUUCUAUAAACCUCUUAUCCAGUUUCUGGUCGCCCUAGCGGUAGGUACUCUAGCUGGAGACGCUCUCCUUCAUUUACUUCCACACGCAAUGAGCACCACUCACUCCCAUCAUCACCAUACCCAAGAAGACACCCAUUCGCACGAUGAGAAUAUCCAAAAAGGCUGCGUCGCCAUGUUGGGUCUCACAUUUUUCUUCGUCAUGGAAAGACUGAUCUCGUUGACCGUCAAAUGGAGGAAGGGCAAGCAAAAGCAUCAACACUCUCACGUUACUGUUAUUAAUGACAGGAGGGAUAGCAGCAAUUUGAAGAAUGAUACUCAGUGUAUGGACAAAUAUAAUUCGUUUCCUUAUUGUUAUAAGGAUAUUAUGGAUAAUCCACAUACAACAUUUCUAGAAUCGGAUAAAACGGCUACAACGGUAGCAGAUCCCAGUUUGAAAUCGGAUUCUCAAAGAUUAUCAAAAUCUUCGACGUUUGAAAAACUGGAACCGAAUAACCAAAACGCUGAAUGUCCCUCAGAUUUGAAUAUUUGUACUGAAGCGAAUAAAAUGUUGACACCGGAACACAAAGUCAACGAUGAUUAUACGGUUAUAUUGAGGGAGCACAAAAGCGAACAUCACGGACAUUCCCAUAAACAUGGACACGUUCAUGCCGCGCCCAAGGAUUUCUCUUCCGUGGCUUGGAUGGUUAUAAUGGGAGACGGGUUACAUAAUUUUACUGAUGGUAUGGCGAUCGGCGCUGCAUUUUCCGGCAGUUUGGCAGGCGGAUUUUCAACUACCGUAGCCGUAUUUUGCCACGAACUUCCACACGAACUCGGCGACUUUGCUAUGUUACUUAAAGCUGGAAUGACGAUUAAGCAGGCACUUUUUUACAAUGUUCUCUCCAGCAUUUUGUGCGUUUUCGGCAACGUAUUCGGACUUGUUCUUGGUAAUACUGAAUAUGCGAGUUCUUGGGUAUUUGCCGCGGCUGCGGGUAUGUUCAUCUACAUAGCUCUGGUAGACAUGAUCCCCGAAUUGAGUUCGGCUCAUGAGGACGAAGGCAACGUGGGACAAUGCAUCUUGCAUUUGGGCGGAUUGCUUUCGGGACUAGGCGUAAUGGCCUUGAUAGCUUUUUACGAACACGAUUUGAUGACGGUCUUUAGCGAAUCGCGAUAAUGGGUCGUUGUGAUAUUCUUUUUUUUAUUUAAUUUUUUUUUAUUAUUAUUUUAAUAAUAGGUAAAGCAUUUCGAGUUUUUCCACAGGAUGAUAGAUAAAAAAUUAAAGAUGACUGAAAUAACUUUUCUUUCAAGUAUUUUUAGUUGAUUUAAACAAAAAAAAUCAAAGUUUCAUAAUAUAUGAAAUGUCGAUUAUUAUUUUUCAAUUUCAUAUACGGCAUUUUUGUAAUAUCAAUAAAAUCACGUUUUUACAAAUUUGAAUUUGGCCAUUGUUAAUUCGGCCUCUUUUAUCUAAGACACGCAUUAUACAGUACUUAUUUUUUCGUGUUAGGCAUGCAAGUUAAUAAAAUGGCAACAGGACAACAGCCAGUCGUCGACUAGUAUUAGAAGAUAUGCUGGUGGGAUAUUAACCGAUCGGAAUAUGAGGCAUAAAGCUAGGAGCAUAGCGAUAGCUGGGAUAUCGUAGUUGCCACAUGUUCGCUAUGAUAGCACGGCUAUGCCUAACACAAAAUAAUUUAUGUUGUAUACAUCAAAUCAUUAUAUCGACAUAGCCAUGUUUAUUGAAAAUAAAAUUUGACUUGUCAUGAUAGUAGAUAAUUUGAGGUCUUAAACUGAAAUACUCAUCCAAUGUGUAUAAAAACCAAAAUUUUAUACAAUAUUUUGACAUGUAGUUGGCAGGAUAACUUAACUUGAAAAGAUCAAGAAUCAUACUUAACUAGCUAUAUAUGCAUUUAAUACUUUUAUAUUUUUUACUUCUCUUAAAUGUGUUUUGGAUUUGAAAAUAUCCAAAAGUAAAGUUUAAAAAGUAAGGGAUAAAAAAAUGGUAAAGAUCAUUUUGAUAUAUUUUGUUUAGACUUAUUACCUCCAUUGAUAUCGAGGAUAAUGCAACAAGUAAUGAAAAUUUGCAUAACUUGUAUGGUAACAACAAAAUAGUAUAAAAAAAAAUUCUCGCCUCGUGUGGUAUUUGAAAAGAUUACAAUAUCAACAGAAUGUUAAUUAAAUGAAUUUAAAAACAAUUAGGAAAAAUUGAAUGAGUUUAAUAAAAUAUUUAACUUUAAAAUAAUUUUUCAGUUGUCACAGAAUUUAGUUAAAAAAAAAUAUAUGAAAAUUAGUUUUAAAUAUUUGUUUUACGACAUAUUUAUAAUUUUUCUAUAUCUAACUCAUUUAGAGUUAUAACCAAGGGUUUGACAGUAAUAUUAAUGUUUAUACUAGUAUGGCUAAAUAUAUAUGGAUACGUCGGGUGACAUAUUGUGCAAUAGUAAUCCGUCUACAACUGAGUCAAUAUUGUUUGCGUUUUACGUUAUAAAAAAAAUGUUUUGUAUUUUUAACAUCUUGUAUACACAUUAGAGUAACAUUUUAAUUACAUGCGGUUAAAAACGUCACUAUCAGAUAAUCUAGAACGUAAGUUAAGAAUUUUAACAAAUACAUAAGAUAUAUUUUAUAACCUUUUAAUUCAUUAUAAAAAAAAAAAUAUUAAAAAAUCUAAAGGGGUGAAAUCAAUAGAUAUAAAAAUUGUUUUGAUGUAAUUGAAGUUGAAAAUUUAUCAAAUCCGUAUACAGGAAAUGGAUAACUAGCCCCGACUGCUGUGUUUUCACAUCGUUGUCAAAUCUUUCAUUACUUUUGAGCUAACAGAACAAAUUUUUUUUUAAACAUUCUGUUUGUAAACAUCAAAAAAUUUUAACGAAACGAUACUUAAAAAAUACGUUAUGUAAAUAUUUUAUAACCUUUUGAUUUAUUAUAUAAAAAAAUAUUAAAAAAUUUAAAGAAGUGAAAUCAAACAAUAUUAAAAAAAAAAUGUUUUGAUAUAAUAGAAGUUGAAAAUUUAACCAAAUUUGUAUACAUUAAAUAGAUACUAUCCUCGACUGCCGUGUUUUCACACUGUUGCCAAAUCUCUCAUUACUUUUAAUUGAACUAAAUAAAAAUGUUUUGUAUUUUUAACAUCCUUAUUUUAUAAUAUAGAUGGUAUACAGGGAAACUUUUAGAAAUGUGAAUAUCCAAAAAGUAUGUAACAUUAUCUUAACUAACAAUGACCUACUUUUAAAUGAGAAAGUUUUUAAAAAAUCGUAUAGGGAAUCGAUUUUUUACAUAUAAUAAAAAUAUUUUUAAAUGGAACCGUGGUAUUCUCCAAAGAGAUCAUCUGUUUUCUACUUUAUGUGAAUUAUAUAUGAGCGUUAUGGAAAACGAAUAUUUACGAGGUUUUGUUGAAGAUGAUUUUGCUCUUAAUCGUGUUGUCGAUGACUAUUUAUAUUGCACAAUAGAAAAGCGAAAUAAAAAAAUAUUUCAACGUAUAUUGCAUAAAAUGUAUCAUAUAAACGAAUCAAAAACGGAACGCGCUAGUGGUUAUAGCAGUAAAGAUUUCGCUCAAAUUGAACUCAACUAUUACCAUGGCUGCGAUGAUUAUGAAAUGUUCGAUAUGGACUUGCAAGAAACGUUAACAUUUUACGACAAAAUAAUAAAUUUACGAACUAAACAAAUAAGCAAAUGUUAUAAAAAUAAUAACAUUCGAAACGGAUUUGGAUUUUGGAAUAAAAAACGGCUCUAACGAUCCAAUCAUGUUUAAAGGCAAUAAAAACCAUCCCUUUAAAAAAUCGUUUAAAAUAGUUUCUUCUGUAUUAAAUCUGAUGUUUAUUUCGAGAGGUGUAA
Psylliodes chrysocephalus is the source of this 4654-nucleotide messenger RNA. The record is from the annotation of a GenBank genome assembly. Lineage: Eukaryota; Metazoa; Arthropoda; Insecta; Coleoptera; Chrysomelidae.